AUGUUCAAAAAUUUAUUGAAAAAAAAAGAGAAAGAAGUUAUCCCAGAAAGUGCCUUAAUUAAAAUAUCUGUUCCUAUUGAGAAUUUACCUAAAUCGAUAAUACCCCCAAAGCAAAAAGAUUUAACAGAUAGUCAAAAUGAAAUGUAUUUAAAAGUUUUAAAGCAUUUCAGCAAUCCUUUAUUGGAAAUACCCGACCAAGAAAAAGCCAAAAUUCCUGCAUCAGUUUUAACUGACUGCGAAAAGGCUUGGUUAUCCAAAGAAUGCAUUCUUAGAUAUUUAAGAGCCACUAAGUGGGUACUGAAUGAUGCUAUUGAAAGAAUAACGCUAUCUAUUUCUUGGAGAAGGGAAUUUGGAAUAAGUAAUGUUGGUGAAGAAAAUGGUGAUAAGUUAACUGCAGACCUUGUAGAACAUGAAAAUGAAACUGGGAAACAAGUUAUACUUGGUUACGAGAACAAUGGUCGCCCAUUGCUAUAUUUGAAACCCGGUAGGCAAAAUACUAAAAAUUCGCAUGUUCAAGUUCAACAUUUAGUGUUUAUGCUUGAAAGAGUAAUUAAUUUUAUGCCAGUUGGGCAAGAUUCUUUAGCUUUACUUAUAGAUUUUAAAGAUUAUCCAGACGUUCCAAAAGUACAGGGUAAUAGUAUUAUCCCACCAAUUGGUAUAGGGAAGGAAGUCUUGCAUGUUUUGCAAACUCAUUACCCUGAGAGAUUGGGUAAAGCAUUAGUAACAAAUAUUCCAUGGUUGGCUUGGUCAUUUUUAAAACUAAUUUAUCCUUUCAUUGAUUCAAUGACGAGAGAAAAACUAGUUUUUGAUGAACCAUUUGUUAAAUAUGUUCCCAAAGAGCAAUUAGAUAAAUUGUAUGGCGGCUAUAUUGAUUUUACAUAUAACCAUGAAGAAUAUUGGCCUGCAUUAAUCCGUAUGGCUCAGGAAAAAAGGGAGCAUUAUAUGGCACGAUUCCAGAAAUUUGGAUCCACUGUUGGUUUAAGUGAAAUGGACUUAAGAGGAGUAAAUGAAAAGCAAUUAUACCCAGUACCAAAAUUUUAA
Henningerozyma blattae CBS 6284 is the source of this 1041-nucleotide messenger RNA. Its product is annotated as CRAL-TRIO domain-containing protein. Gene Ontology annotation, molecular function: phosphatidylinositol transfer activity. Lineage: Eukaryota; Fungi; Ascomycota; Saccharomycetes; Saccharomycetales; Saccharomycetaceae. The transcript has a single exon. The coding region runs from base 1 to 1041 and encodes 346 amino acids. The record is from RefSeq and is a predicted model, not a curated record.